GGUUGCGCGAUAUCUUCUUCUAUAUAAGUUCAAAGGCUGCGCCUCAGAUCUAGAUGUUCAACAGCCGCCUCGCCAAGUUCAAGGUAGAUCGAUAGAGAGAGAAAAGAUGGGAUCUGCUUGGCCGACGGGGCCAUAUGCGACUUCGAUCGACCUCGCCGUCGGUGUUCGACCUGCUGCCGCAACUGUCCGCUGAUGAGCAGGCACGGUUUCCGUCGCUGGGCCUCCAUAUGCCCGAGCACCAGGCCCGCACGACGGAUUCUCCGCCAAAGCCUAUAGGGCCCCCUUUCGGAUACGCCCCCCUCCCCCCUUCUCCCAAUCAGUGUGAUUGCAAUAUUAAUUAACUUGGUUUAUGCCAUGAUUGAAUUGAUGCCCUGAGUGCUUUUCGCUGCAAAAGUAUUUGUUCUACAAUAUUAUGUAGUAGUCCAAUUUGUUGAGUUGCAUUAGACUGAUUUAUUGGCUCAUCUAAGAUCCCUGUCGCAGAGGUUUUGACGUUGGAAAAACCAUUAUAGUUCCCAAUAUAUAAUUUUUGUUUCGUUUUACAUUUGGCUUAGAAAGAAUUACGUGCACUGAAACAUUAUGAUUCACUUGCCACAACCACAAGUUCUUUAGCUUAUUACUUAAUCAUAGGGGAGCUUUGACUCUGGUACCCAAGAAACUGAUAGCAGCCCAAACACAAGCCAUCUGCUUUUUUUCGUUUGCCAUGCACCCUUUGAGGAAUUCCCCAAGGAAUACAGUUACAAAGUUCACAUGUUUGCUCAAGUCUCGUCUAAUUUUUCUAAAGAUUCCAGCACACUGUCUAAACACCCCAUGCAAUUAAACGGGAAAAACAUUGUGGCUGCAGAACUGAUUGUGGAAAGGUGCUUGUAAGGUCACCUAUGGUUCAUAUUUUGUUGAUGGCAUGGCUGAAUGACAAGCUUGUGUGUUCGUAGGGAAUUGGAUACACUAGUGAAGCCUCUCGCAUGCACUUUGUCCAUGAUGCUCUCCGUCACUACAAUGCUGGACACCCGGGUGCUGAGUUUGAUGCUGUGAAGCCUCUGAUAGAAGACAACGUGAAUAUCAAGGGCAAACCGUGGUUCCACAUCAAUUUCUUGGCUCGUAGCUGCAUUAGCAAAAAUAUAAAGCGUUUCUUUGCUGAGGUGCACUACGAGCCACCCACUGAUGGGCGGCCCUUCUCACGACUUCCUGUGGUUGAAGCAUGCAUAAUCCUUGAUGAGUCGUCUAGCCAGUACAGGAGCAGCUGUGCAUUCUGUCGAAGUCAUCUGGACGUUUUGCAUCCGGUAGAUGACCAUGACUUUGUUUGUGGAACUGGGAAGGACAAGGAAUGGAUGAUUGAAGAAUUACUUGGGAUGCGAUUCAUAAGCUGUCGGGAUCUGGCCUCCAACAGUGAAGUGGAAGAAGAGAAGAGGGAUCUGGCCUCCUCCAAUGGUGAAGUGGAAGAAGAGAAGACGGAAGUUUAAACCUGUUGGGUGUCACCUAGUCGUCUUGUAUGGGGUGUCUAUUUAUCGCUUUAUGCGAUUAGAUUUGUUUUUGUCGCAGAACCAGGCGGACGGGCAUGCAUGCGCCGGCGCGCCGCGCGGGACGCGUGUGGAUUGGAGGCUCUUUUUAAGUUAAGCCCAAAAUGCUAAUUAGUCUUCUUUCUUUAUUACUUCGUGCCUUAUUUCUUUGUUUCUUUCUUCACCCAUUAACUGCACGCAUGCCUGUCACCCAAUUAUGAGUAUCACAAUCAAGCAAACCCAUGAUGUAAUUGCCUUCUUUUUCUUCAACCAUUAACUAGUUCCGUCUAGUUAACAUAUGGCCCAUUAACUAGUAGUCCAUUAGCUCGCCCAAGAAUUAAAUUCUUCUACUAAAGAAUCAACUUCUGAGUCAUUUUAGAAUGUUCCGAGUUUCUGAGUUAUUUCAGGAUUGUUUGGAAAACAUUUCAGAAUGUUUCGUAAAAAUGCUUAGCAAAAGUUCCCACCAAAUGUUUACCAAAUACUUUAGAAUAUUUCAAGCAUUACAGAUUUGUUUGAAAACAAAUCAAAAUAUUCUGAAAAUUUUUCAUUUGUUCUAAAAAGUUUUUGAAAACACUUUAGAAUGUUCUAGGAUAUUAAGAAAAAUUUGAAAUGUUCCCAACAAAUUUUCAUUUGUUCAAGGAAUUUGUUGGGAAACAUUUCGGAAUGUUCCAUUGGAGCUUUUUGAAAUGUUCAUGAACAUUCAAAAAGUUCUCGAACAAGUUUGUAAACAUUUCAAAGUGUCGAGUGAAAAAAUAUUUGAGAACAAUUCACAAUGUUCUGGAUAAUUGCCAGAAAUGUUCAGAAAAAAGAUUUGAACUUUUAAAAAUGUUCGUGAGGAAUUUGUUUUGGAACAUUUUAGAAUGUUCCAUUAGAACUUUUCAAAAUUUUCCUGAACAUUCAUAAAGACCAUACUUAAUAUAUUUAGAUACUUUUUUAGUUGGAACAAUUUGAUGAUGAAGCUAGAAUAAUUUACAAUUUAAGCCCAAAAGAAUCUAAAUUGUUCUCGAACAAAUAAAAAUGUUCCACAGAAAAAUGAUUUGAAUGCAUUAGAGAAAUUAUUCUUUGAACAAAAUAAAAUGUUCCAAGAAUAAAAUACUUGUUCUGUAAUAAAUAAAAAUAUUAUAGAAAAAUAUCAUCAAAGUAUUGUUAAGUAUACUUUUAUUUUGAAGAUCUCAUUGUAAGAAACAUAAUAUUGUGAUAGAAAUUUGAUUGGGAUAAUUAUAUUUUAUAAACUACGUUGUUAAGUUGAAUCCUGUUUGUACGAGAAUCACUGGUGAAUCAUGACUCUUAGCUUCUAGCUGCCAGCGAUGCCAGCGAAUGAAAUGAAAAGAAGAAACAAAAAAGCAACCUUCCAAUGAGGUGCGCAUGCAAAUUUAGGCCUGCGCGGAUCCCUCCACGGUCUUGUACGACAGCUUUUAUCCUAGCAGCGAUGAAUAGAAUCCACCUGUUGUCCUCCACGGUCUUCUUCUAACAUUUAAAAUUGUUUCAAAAGAUUAAAAGAAGUUAUGACCUCUUCAAAAUGUUCUUCAAUCAUUUUUGAAUGUUUCAAACAUUUCAAAUUGUUCCAAAACAUUCAAAACAGUUAUAAUCUCUUCAAAAUAUUCUUCAAUCAUUUUAGAAUGUUUUGAACAUUUCAAAUUAUUCCAAUACAUUCAAAAAAGUUUUGAGCUUUCAAAAUAGUUAUGCGCAUAUUUUAGAAUAUUUGAACCAUCUAAAGUUGUUCCAGAGUCCAGACUAACUAAAAUUAAAUAUGACUGAUGCAGGCAGAAAAAUAAAAAGAAGAAGAUGAGAGACGUCAUGCUUAAUAUGGGCCAUAAUAAAUGCUUAAUGUUUCCGUGACAGCACAGCGGCAACAGCCAGCAAAUUGAAUAGAAAAUGGUGCACGCGACCCAAGACAAAGUCAGCUGCGGCGGAACAGCUUCUGCAACGCGUCAGGGCCCACUCGUGCGCGCGAUAAAUAGAAAUCGUUGUCUUGUCUUCAAUUCCAAACCAUGUCAAUUCGGUCGUAUGAUAGCAGACGUCAAAGAAAUAUUGGUAGAUCUUGGGCAGCCAUCGUAUGUAUUCUUGGAUGCUGGUUCUCUUUUGCUCAUGGAUAUUUGUGUAUGUGGUUACUUUGUUGUUUA
Molecule: messenger RNA, 3616 nt
Organism: Panicum virgatum (switchgrass)
Lineage: Eukaryota; Viridiplantae; Streptophyta; Magnoliopsida; Poales; Poaceae
Exons: 4
Coding region: 960-1457 (165 amino acids)
Source: RefSeq, a predicted model, not a curated record